AUGAAAUAUUCAACUGGUUACGACUCUCUCCCGUAUUCUGUCGUUGUUGCUGAUUUGAACAGAGACAAUAAGUUAGAUCUGGUUAUCUCGAACUCGGGUACUAGCAAUGUAGCUGUGUUUCUGGGACAUGGCAAUGGAUCGUUCUCACACGAAAAGAUAUAUUCAACUGGAGCUCGUUCGCGACCAUUCGCAGUUGUCAUUGAUGAUUUGAACGACGACAAUCUACUGGAUAUUGUCGUCGCCAAUUAUGGAACUUCCACUGUAGGUGUUCUUCUUGGCUAUGGUGAUGGAACAUUUGCAAGGAUAAAAAUAUCUUUCGUUGACUCUGAAUUUUGUCCUUUUUCCAUCGUUAUUAGGGAUUUUAAUAAAGACAAUAUACUUGAUGUGGCCGCAGCCAAUCCUGAUAACGAUCAUAUUGUUGUACUUCGUGGAUUAGGCAAUGGGACGUUUUCAAGUGACGAGAUAUAUUCGACUGGCUUUGGCUCGAAUCCGGUUUCUAUCGUGGCUGGUGAUUUCAACCAUGACAAUCAAUUAGAUUUUGCCACGGUCAAUAAUGGCACUAACAAUGUGGCAGUAUUUCUUAGAUAUGCCAUUAAAAUGUUUGCAAAUCAAACAACGUAUUCAACUGGUUAUAAUUCUCAACCUCGCUGGGUCGCUCUGGGUGACUUUAACAAUGAUAGUCUGCUGGAUAUUGCUGUUGCUAAUACCAAAUCGUUUAGUGUGAGUAUAUUUCUUGGUUAUGGCAAUGGGACUUUUACGGCACAAAAUACUUUUUCAGAUGGAAGUAGUUCACGUCCAUACUUCAUCGCUGUAGGUGAUUUUAACAAUGACAGUGCGCUCGAUCUCGCUGUUGCCAAUUCCGGUACUAAUAAUGUAGCCAUCCUUUUUGGAUAUGGUAAUGGAUCUUUUGGAAGGCGUGCGAUAUAUUCGACUGGUCCUCGUUCUUCUCCUCACUCCAUCGCUCUGAAUGACUUUAACAGCGACAGUUUGCUCGAUAUCGCUGUCGCCAAUUAUGGUACUGACAAUAUAGGCAUACUUCUCGGAUACAGCAAUGGGACUUUUACAGCACAAACAACAUUUUCUACUGGGAAUGGUUCUUUACCUGUUUCGAUAGCUCUUGGUGACUUUAACAACGACAGUCUACUCGAUAUCACUGUCGCUAAUCUCGGUACUAAUAAUGUAGGCAUACUUCUUGGAGAUGGUAAUGGAACGUUUAGAAAUCAGAUGUCAUUUGCAACUGGGGGAAACUCUGGUCCAUCGUCGGUCAGCGUAAGUGACUUAAACAACGACAGUAUGCUCGAUAUUGCUGUCACCAACCUUGUGGAUGACAAUGUAGGCAUACUCUUUGGAUGCGCCAACGGAAGCUUUGAGAAUGUGAUGACAUAUUCCGUCGGGUAUGGUUCUAACCCAAUAUCACUAACGUUUGGAGAUUUCAAUAAUGAUAAUGUAAUUGAUAUUGUCGUGACGAAUUAUGGCAGUAAUAACAUAGGUCUUCUUUUUGGAUAUGGCGACGGAACUUUUGGAAUGUUAAUGACCUAUUCAACAGGUGUUGGUUCUUCUCCAACGUCGAUUGUGGCUGGUAACUUUAACUGCGAUAUUUGGCUAGAUAUUGUCGUCUCUAAUGUUCUUGGAGAUAAUGUUGGUGUGCUUCUAGGGCAUGAUAACAUGUAUGCAGCUACGAAAUCAAGCUAUUCAACUGGUACUGGUUCCCGUCCAUACUCUGUUUUAGUUAGUGAUUUCAACAAUGAUACUGUACUUGAUCUCGUGAUUGUCAAUUCAGCACAUGAUAAUGUUGGUAUUCGUUUAGGAUAUGGGGACGGAACUUUCGCCAACGAAACCACAUAUCCUACAGAGGUCGGUUCACGUACUCAAUAUGCUACUUUAGGAGAUUUCAAUAAUGACAAUCAAGUCGAUAUCGCCAUCGCCAAUAAUAUGAAGGACAGUGUAACUGUGAUUUUUGGAUGUGGUAAUGGAACUUUCACAAAUCCAGAAAUAUAUCCUACUGGACAAGGUUCCCAUCCAUACCUUGCUGCCGUUGGUGACUUUAAUAACGAUAGUCGACAGGAUCUUACCAUCUUGAAUCAGGGCACUGGCACUGUUGGAGUUUUUCUCUCUUUCGACUAUGCAACAUUUAGAAAUCAAAACGUAUCUGCAACUGGUGUACUUUCCUAUCCGCAAUCGGUCGCCGUCGGGGAUUUCAACAAUGACAGCUUCUUGAAUGUUGUCGUCGCCAAUUAUGGCAGUAGUAAUAUCGGCAUAUUUCUCGGUAUGGGUAAUGGAAUGUUUACAGCACAAAGGACACUUUCAACUGGAAGUCGUUCUGCUCCUUACACGGUAGCUGUCAGUGACUUUAAUAAAGACAGUCUGCUCGAUAUUGUUGUUGGUAAUACCGGUACGAACAAUGUGGGCAUAUUUCUUGGAUAUGGCAAUGGAACUUUUACAGCACAAACGAUAUUUUCAAUUGGAGGUGGUUCUAAUCCUCGUUCGAUCGCUGUAACUGACUUUAAUAAAGACAGUCUACUCGAUAUCGCUGUCGUUAAUUCCGCUACUAGUAAUGUAGCCAUACUUCUCGGCUAUGGGAAUGGAACUUUCCGAUAUCAUAUAUCAUUGGGAACUGGGACAAAAUCUAGUCCUCAUUCAAUCACUGUAGGUGACUUUAACAAUGACCAUCUGGUUGAUAUUGCUGUUGCCAAUACCAAGACUGACAACAUAGGUAUAUUUCUUGGAUAUGACAACGGAACUUUUGCAGUACAAAUGACAUUUUCUACUGGCGCUGAUUCUUUUCCUCAAUCAGUUACUGUAGGUGAUUUUAACAACGACAGUCUACUCGAUAUCGCUGUGGUCAACUAUCUUAGUAGCAAUAUAGGCAUAUUUAUUGGAUAUGGCAAUGGCACUUUUACACCCCAAACGACAUAUUCAACAGAAAAUGGUUCCCUUCCGAUGAUGCUUACGGCCAGUGAUCUGAACAAUGACAAUAGACUGGAUAUUGCUGUUGUUAAUUAUGGCGCUAAUAAUGUGGGGAUCUUCUUUGGAUAUGGUGACGGAAGUUUUACUGAUCCAAUAUUAUUUUCAACUGGAAGUGGUUCUCAAUCAGAUGCAAUUGCAAUUGGGGAUUUCAACAACGACAAUCGAUCGGAUAUUGUGGUGACCAAUUAUUUGGAUGGUAGUGUUAUGGUACUUCUUCGAGAUAGUAGUCAACCUUUUCUAACCAUGACAACAUAUUCAACUGGCAAUGAUUCUCGUUCACAAUCUAUGGCUAUUGCGGAUUUCAACAAUGAUUACCACCUAGAUAUUAUUGUUGCCAACUAUGGCAACGAUAAUAUUGGUAUACUAUUUGGGUAUGGUAAUGGAGCUUUUAUGCCACAAACGACAUACACAACUGGAAAUGAUUCCCAACCAUGCUCAGUCGCCGUUGGUGAUUUCAAUAAUGACGGCCUAUCAGACAUCGUCGUUGUCAAUGCUGGUAGAAAUAAUGUCGGUAUAAUUCUCGGGUGCGGAAAUGGAACGUUCUCUUCUCUAACGGCAUAUUCAAUUGACAAUUCUUCCGCCCCAUCCUCGAUAGCUGUGGCUGACUUCAACAAUGAUAAUUGUCUUGACGUCACCGUCGUCAGUUCUAGUUCUCAAAAUAUACAUGUAUUAUUUGGAGAUUGUAAUGGAACUUUUGAAAAUCCGAGGUCAUAUUUACUGGGUUAUCAUUCUUCUCCAUAUUCGUUGGCUAUCGGUGUUUUCAAUAAAGACAGUUGGAUCGAUAUAGCGGUGGCAAAUUACGGUGCUGAUACUGUAGACAUUGUUUUGCAACAAUGUGACAAUACCUAA
Messenger RNA from Rotaria sp. Silwood2, 3816 nucleotides. The record is from the annotation of a GenBank genome assembly. NCBI's taxonomy places the organism in Eukaryota, Metazoa, Rotifera, Eurotatoria, Philodinida, Philodinidae.